Messenger RNA from Rosa chinensis, 3402 nucleotides. RefSeq names its product probable disease resistance protein At1g61190. Lineage: Eukaryota; Viridiplantae; Streptophyta; Magnoliopsida; Rosales; Rosaceae. Gene Ontology annotation, molecular function: ADP binding; ATP hydrolysis activity; protein binding. The coding region runs from base 276 to 3263 and encodes 995 amino acids. The record is from RefSeq and is a predicted model, not a curated record. The transcript is spliced from 3 exons.
UUGACUUGGCUUAUCCUUUGUCACCUGUUCACGCUCUUAGCUCUGCUUUUGCUAACGUGUAUUCCCUUAUAGGAAGACCGAUCUCACAAAAAUUCGCUCUCAUCCCUUUGCUGCUUGUUGACCUUUAGCUUGCUUCUACUUCAUCAAAUUUGAUCUAAAGUCUCGAGGAGAUAUCAUCAAAGUAAUCCAGGGAUGUUGUGGCGAAUCAUGGCAGCAACUCAAUAAGUUUCAUCAGGUGGGAUUUACCUCUCGCUUUCAUUACCUCUUUCUAUACUAUGGAUCCUGGAACCGCAGCUACCAUCUUGAGCUGUUUAUGUCCCAUAAACGUUUUACAAGAAACAACAGCGCAGCGUUGCAGCUAUCUUAACAAGAAUCCAAAAGAGAAGAUAGAAGAAUUGAGAUCAAAAAUCGAAGAAUUAAGGGCACUCUUUGAAGAUGUGAAUAGAAAACUAAAGCAUGCAUGUAUUCAAGAAAGGAAAGCUCCCACAGCUCAAGUGAAACUGUGGUUGGAAAAUGUUCAAAAGUUUGACAAUAACGAGCGGCGCGAUCUACUUUCCCAGGAAGAGAAGAGAUGCUUAUGUAGAUAUCUUCCAAAUUAUGCCUCUCGCAGAAAGUUGGGGAAACUUGUUGAAAAGACUAUUAAGAUGGUUGAUGAGCUUCUUAGGAAGGGACAGUUAAUUAAAGAUGAUUCAUUGACUUAUUUGCUGGUAGAGAACGUAAAGGCGCUUCCAACGACAGUAAUAGUGAGCAAUGAAUCAACUAAAAGAACGAUAGGAGAAAUCUGGCGCCAUCUGACAGCAGACCAUGAAGUGAAAAAGAUUGGUGUUUACGGCAUCGGUGGCGUUGGAAAAACAACAAUUAUGAAAGAAAUAAAUAACCAACUCAAAAGAGAGAUGGAGGAAAAGAAGAUCACUUGUUUUGACAAUGUGAUCUGGAUCACAAUGCCUAAGAGUUCAAAUUCCGAAAAAUUGCAGAAGACCAUUGCAAAAUCUGUGAGCUUGCAUCUCCUUGAUCAUUGGGAUACAAUGGAAAACGCAGCAGCCUUACUGGAAGCCUUAACACGGAGGAAGAAACUUUUGCUGAUUUUUGAUGAUGUUUGGACUGGAUUUUCUUUAGAAAAUGUUGGAAUUCCUGAACCAACCGGAGAAAAUGGCUGCAAGUUCAUAUUAACUACUAGAUCGUUAAGGGUGUGCCGAGCCAUGGAGACAGACAAAGAAGUGGAGGUAAAGAUGCUUUCUGAGGAUGAAACAUGGAGCCUUUUCAGUGAAAAAGUUGGUUCUACUGUUCUGCAGAAAACAGAAAUUUAUGUUCUUGCAAGGAAAGUAGCAAAAGAAUUUGGUGGUCUUCCACUAGCCAUUGUCACAGUCGGAAGAGCCUUGAGAAAAGUAGAGAACGAAAUGGGGUGGCAGAAUGCAUUGACUGCAUUAAGAGAGUCUGCAGCUAAUGUGGAAGGCAUGGAAGAGAUGGUGUUUUCAUGUUUGAGAUUCAGUUAUGAAAGAUUAGAUGAUAACAUUGUCCGAUCAUGUUUCCUAUAUUGUGCCUUGUAUCCUGAAGGUCAUCAUAUUGAAGCAAAAGAGUUAAUUGAAAAUUGGUUGUGGGAGGGUUUGCUCGGUGAUGUAGGAAGACUACAAGCUAAUAUAUGGAAGGGACAAAUGAUUUUGGCUAAUCUUAAGGAUUCUUGUCUGCUAGAUCAUGUUAACGCAGAGAGUGGCAUUGAAUGUGUCAAAAUGCACGACUUAAUUAGGGACAUGGCAAUUGAUAUUACAAGAAAAAGUAGUCAUGUUUGCCUUAUCAGAGCUGGGAUUGCAGUAGAAAGGAUCCAAAUUCAAAGUGAGGAGAUUGAAGACGUGAAGAGGAUAUCCAUGAUGUAUAAUGAUUUGAUAUGUCUUCCUAAGAAUCUAUCUUGUCCCAAGUUAUCCUCUUUGCUGCUGCAGUAUUGCUCCGCGGACAAAGUAACUGAUCUUUGUUUUACCGGAAUGCAGAAUCUUAAAGUACUUGACUUGUCUUUCACUGGAAUUUCCUGUCUGUCUGAGUCCAUUGCCAACUUGAGGAAUUUGCGUGCCUUGCUAUUGCGUAGUUGUUGGAACCUAACAAGGCUGCCUUCUCUAGAAUUGCUCGAGGCUCUGUGGGAUUUGGAUCUAUCUUAUACUCCCAUCAGAAGCUUGCCAUUAGGAAUGGAAAUGUUACAUCACCUUAAGCGCCUGAAUCUUUCUUAUACAGAAUUGGACUCGUUUCCAGAAGGACUAUUAACCACUCUCAAUUUUCUAGAAGAAUUGCUUUUGUUUGGUUCUCAAUGUGCGUUUGGAUUAGAACUUGUCAAUGAACUCAUCGCCUGCAUAAACAUCGUUGUUCUUGAAGUGCAAUUCCAGGGCUCAGAAGUGUUUAAUAUUUAUACAAGAUCCGGGCAUUGGAAUAAUCUACAGAGUUUCAGAUUUGACAUAUGCUCAUUCUUUUACCACAAUAUUGGAGCAAUAAGGAAGCACGUUGAAAGGAGCAAGAGUAUAACCUGCAUAGGAAGUUUCUUUGUGAAUGGUACUCGUCUUUUGCUCCCUGAUUGCACUUCUGAGCUGCAACUCAGGCGCUGCAAUGAUGUUGAUAUAUUGUCAAGAUGCUUAUCAGAUUCCAUCCAGUUGAAAAAAUGUGCUGUCAGAUACUGUAAUCAAAUGGAGAGUAUAGUAACGACUGCGGAGAACAACUUGAACAGUCUAAAUUCGUUAAAGCUGUAUUCUCUAACAAAUCUGAAGAUGCUCUGCAGGGGUGUUGUCCCUCUAGGAACUUUCGGUGACCUUAUGAUCUUGCAAAUCAGUUGUUGUCAUUCUAUUGAGACUCUAUUCACUGUAACGCUGAUUGAACAGCUCGGAAACCUUGAAGAACUCACUAUCAGAUAUUGUUUAAGAUUGAAGGUGCUGAUACAGGAAGAAGGGUCAAUCCAGAGAGCUGAAGUCAGCCUUCCAAGACUUAAGAAUCUGGAAUUGUAUACGUUGUUGGAACUGGAGAGCAUUUAUAGUGAAGACAUGAUUUGCAAUUCUUUGAGCACAAUUACUGUUCAGAAAUGUCCAGGUCUAAAGAAGCUACCUAUCACCAUAUCGACAGGUCAAGGAGAUCCACAGCGACAACCAUCAACCACUCCACCAAUCAAAGAAAUCAUAGCAGAGAGAUGGUGGUGGGAUUCAGUAGUAUUGGCUAAUCCCGAUGCAAAAACCAUCCUCUGGCCUAGACUGGUAGAGCCUACAAUGAUGUACUUGGAACUGGAUGAACUCUGAACACUUCCAGGUUACCAUAUAAAUUAUGUCUACGUUAAAAAGUUGUUUGAUCAAUGCUAUUAGAACCUCAAUCAUUAUGGUAUGUAAUGGUGAUCGUACAUAACAAAGUAAAUACAGAAAAUAAGUUACAAUCUGCUCA